UCCAGUGACGUAAGGUCGCUCUGCUACGUUGUCUCGAUUAUCUCAGCUUCCCUUUGAGAGGAAAACAAAGCCAGUCAACGUUGGAAGUCGAUGUACUUGCGUCUCAUACGGCUCUGAUACGACGAGUUUCGACCGUGAAGAAGGCCAGUGGGAACAGUUUUAAAGACAUGUGGGUGGUUUGAAGGUUCAGAAGCUCUCCCGAUGAUUCAUCUGCAUUGACAACUUUAGCGCUCGAUAAGGAUGGCUAGCUGUGGCGAGGUCGACCACUCCGUGAGCUCGCUCCCAUCCAGUAAGAAGGGCAGUGGCGGUGGAGGUGGCGGCAGCGGGAGCGGCGCCGAAUCGUCCUGCUCUGACUCCAACGGCUCGUCCCCCGCCCUGUCCGUGCCGGAGUGCGCCAUCUGUCUGCAGAGCUGUGUCCACCCCGUCCAGCUGCCGUGCCAUCACGUCUUCUGCUUCCUGUGUGUCAAGGGCGCUUCCUGGCAGAGCAAGCGCUGUGCCCUCUGCAGGCAGGAAGUGCCAGACGACUUCCUAGAAAGGCCCACGCUCCUCUCUCCGGAGGAGUUGAAGGCGUCGGCGGGCGGCCGCAGCGGGGCGGCGAGCGACCACGCCUGGUACUACGAGGGCCGCAACGGCUGGUGGCAGUACGACGAGAGGACGAGCCGGGAGCUGGAGGACGCCUUCUCCAAGGGGAAGAAGACGGCCGAGAUGCUGAUUGCUGGCUUCCUGUACGUCGCCGACCUGGAGAACAUGGUGCAGUACCGGCGCAACGAGCACGGCCGCCGGCGCAAGAUGAAAAGAGACGUUAUUGAUAUUCCCAAGAAGGGCGUGGCCGGGCUGCGGUUGGACACCGAUGCUGUCGCCGGGGCGCUGAGCUCGGCAGGUCGGGAGAACUCUGCAGAUGGCGCCGACACCACGACAGCAGGCGCUCCGCCGCAGGCCGCUGGUGUCCCCGCCGCCACUCCGGCCCCCUCCGCUGCCGCCCGGCCCCCCAUGUCUCUCGGGGACCAGCCAGGGCCCGGUACCAGCCCCUCGGUGGAGGACUCUCUCUCCCAGCUGCAGAUCAGCCCCAGGUCGGCCCCGCCUCACGACCGGUUAGAGGGUGGGGAGGGGGAGGGGCAGGAUGAUGACCAGGAAGAGACGUCCCCCUCCAGGUCCUCAGACCCUCACACCUCCGUGGAGGAGUCCGCCUCCGGAGACUGGAGCGACGACGAAGAGGAGGAGGAAGAAGAGCGGGGAGACGGCGACCACGCGGAGCCUUGGGAGGACUGGCCGCGCAGACGGAGACCGCCCCCAGAGGACAGGGCACCACCCCGCGCCGCGUCGGCCUCUCCCCCUCCGUCCUCCCACAGCAGCGGGAGGUCCAGGAUGCCAGACGGCCAGUGUACAGUGACUGAGGUGUGAAUCCACUCAAUUUAAUUUAUGCUACAGUUUGCUCAGAUGCAGAUCUGAGGUGGGAGAAGUGAGGCAUGUCACGCUCACACACAAACGGCUCCGCCGUUCUUUUCUAGCGUUUUCUGUCUAUUGGUUUUAAUUUGUUUUCUCAGCGUCUUCAUCAGUGCCGCCUGUCAGCCGCUCAUGCCCUCAAACUGAGACAGAGACGACGUGGGUGGGAUGUAAAUGAUCUUACAAGUUUAUAUUUAACACAUCAUCAUCAUGAGAAUUUAAAGACUUCCUGUCAGUUGUUUGCGUUACUUUAAUUUGAUGCCUAUAGAUUGUGUUCUGUUUAGGUUUCAAAAAACGUUGAAGCUACACUGUGAACUUUACUCACAAACCCGUUUUGCCCAAAUCUAAGCCUGAUUUACAUCUACUGUCCAGAACCCUGAAGGCUUCUGUGAGGCCGAGUCAGAGAGCGGUCAUCUUCAUAAAUGGCUGCUUUGUGAUCAUCUUAAUAACCGUUUGGCUGAUGCAGAAAUGUCACCUGACUCGACCUCCAUUGCACUGAACUUGAUCUACUUGAUCCUAGUUUCUAACCCAAUCAGCUGGUUUCUCUGGGCCGAUAAUUAAAUAAUUAACUGAGCUAAUGUUCCCUUAAGGAGAAACCUCGCCUGGUUUUAUGUACAUUAAGAUAGAAAACUAAAAAACAAACUCCCAUCAUGCUUCUAAAGCUGCUUUGAUGUCUAAAUUACUUGCUUAAUAUUUAACAAUGCAGAUUUAGGAGGCAGGUAAAUGUGUGGCUGCCUUGCGAUUUAUUUUUAUUUCCGAUUAAUUCAUUGAAACCCAAACUUAUCGUAAAGAUUGAUGUGUAUUUGAAAUGAAUGUAAGCAUUAGAAGUUGUGGUCAUUUGUUUUAUUGGUGCCCAGCCUUAAGGAAUUGGCAUUUUAAUGUGAAAUAUUGGUGUUUGUUUUUGUAUUUUUAUUUUUUUUACUUUAAAGCAGCUCUGUUACUGUUUCCAACAUCCCUGACUGAUCAAUUCUCAAGUGUGCCCAAAGUUUUGUGAUUUGUCCUUUAUUUAAAGAGAGUUGUAUUUGAACACUACGGUCUGUUGAGAGGAUGUGGAGAACUGAUUGGUUUUUAUUAGCUCUAUUUCUUAUGGUGGUUAAAUGUAUGUCAGAGGACAUAAAA
Molecule: messenger RNA, 2562 nt
Organism: Xiphophorus couchianus (Monterrey platyfish)
Lineage: Eukaryota; Metazoa; Chordata; Actinopteri; Cyprinodontiformes; Poeciliidae
Product: E3 ubiquitin-protein ligase rnf146-like
Exons: 3
Coding region: 241-1401 (386 amino acids)
Biological process (GO): Wnt signaling pathway; ubiquitin-dependent protein catabolic process
Cellular component (GO): nucleus; cytoplasm
Molecular function (GO): zinc ion binding; ubiquitin protein ligase activity; poly-ADP-D-ribose binding
Source: RefSeq, a predicted model, not a curated record